This is a messenger RNA of Thermochaetoides thermophila DSM 1495, 1284 nucleotides long. RefSeq lists its product as uncharacterized. Gene Ontology annotation, molecular function: protein binding. NCBI's taxonomy places the organism in Eukaryota, Fungi, Ascomycota, Sordariomycetes, Sordariales, Chaetomiaceae. The record is from RefSeq and is a predicted model, not a curated record. The transcript has 2 exons. Bases 1 to 1284 code for a protein of 427 amino acids.
AUGGCAGACGAAGGCCAACUGGUCACUUCAAUAAAGAGGGCCGAGCUGGACCUUCCUCCCAGCUGCAUCGAGUUCUGUCCAGCUUUUCCUUCAUAUUUCGUUGUUGGAACAUACUCGCUUCAGCCAGAUGGCUCUGGGAACGACAAUGGGCAGGGAGGAGAAGAAGAGAUUGGAGAGCGCCAGGAGCGGGCUCGACAGCCCCAGAGUCGCAAGGGCAGCAUUAUCCUCUUUCGAUUGAUCGAGGGAGAGUUAACAAAAUUAUACACGGAGCAAUAUCCCUCCGCUGUCCUGGACCUGCGAUUUAGCCCUCAUCAGUUUUGUCGCGAUAUUUUCGCUGUCGUCUCUAGUACAGCUACUGUGUCUCUCUAUCGCGUAGUCUACGGUUCCGCUGCGCGACUAAGACACCUCAGGAUGCUUGAUAUUGUGUCCAUGUCCAAGGGUGCAAUAACCCCAGAGCUCGGUUCAGAAAUCAUCUUCACCUCCUUCAGCUGGCACUCAACACGGACGGAUGUCCUGGCCAUCAGCUCAACACCUGGUCAGGUGUAUAUCGUGCGACUACCGCCAUUGAACAAGCUUCCAGCUGCAAUGGACGAACCACCUGCGCCAGGAGAGUGGCAUCUCUACGAGGAGCCCGUCCUCACACAUACUCUAGAGAGCUGGACCGUGGUGAUCUCACCGUCCAUGGGUUUGCCGGUACUCGGCCAAGCGGACGAGGGAGAUUAUUUCUGCAGGGUUUACUCUGGAGGAGACGACUCUAUGCUUCGCUACCGCACCUGCAAGUGGGACAAAGAUGGCAACUUCUCUGCCGACCUUCCAGCGAUCGAGUCUAGAGGCCACGACGCUGGCGUUACGGCCAUUCUCCCGCUGUUUUUUGCGGAUGACGGCCGGGAGUUAGUGGUCACUGGAAGCUACGACGAGCAUAUCAGGCUGUUUGCGGUACCGGUGUUUGGGAAGGCAGUGAACCUCGCGAAGAGCUGUUUAGGUGGAGGUGUGUGGCGCUUGAACCUCAUCAACCUGAAGAAAGAGCCAAAGAAGGGGGAGUACCGCUGGCGGGCAAGCAUCCUGGCAUCGUGCAUGCAUGCUGGGGCCAGGAUAGUCGAGCUACGGCAAACAGAGGGUGGGGAGUAUCAGUUCCGAGUGCUUGUGCGUUUUGAGGAGCACAAGAGCAUGAACUAUGGCAGUGACAUCACCCCGGACAAGUGGAGGGAGAAAUUGCCGGUUGUGUCGACGAGCUUUUAUGACAAACUACUCUGUGUGUGGGAGAUUCAUAGGGACAUUAUUUGA